Rhizophagus irregularis DAOM 181602=DAOM 197198 is the source of this 633-nucleotide messenger RNA. The record is from RefSeq and is a predicted model, not a curated record. NCBI's taxonomy places the organism in Eukaryota, Fungi, Glomeromycota, Glomeromycetes, Glomerales, Glomeraceae.
AUGGCAAAAAAAGCAGAAUAUUUUUCCUGUUUAGAAUGUGAAAGGAAUGCAUUGCAAGAACUGUCAGAUCUCAAAUCACCUCAUAUUCCAAAAAUUAUUCUUCAUAAUGAGAAUACUCUUGUAAUGACUCCGCUUGGUGUAAAAAUUCAUAAUUUGCAAAAGGAGGACAUUAAUGAUAUCAUUAAGAUCCUUGAAUCAACGCAUUCAUUAAAUUAUGUACAUAGAGAUCUUCGUAAAUAUAAUUUUAUCUGUGAUAAAAGUGGAAAAAUAGUUGUUAUUGACUGGGGAUAUUGUAUAAAGACGGAUACAGAUUAUGACUCGUCAUUUGCAGGAGCGUUGAAAUGUAUGCCAGAUGAAGUCCUGUCAUCAAUAAUCAAAAAGAAAAAAAUUUUUUAUAGUCCAAAAGUUGAUUUAGUAUGUUUGGUGCGUUCAUUCUACUUAAUGCUUCACAGACCAUCGUUGACUGGAGUUCCCUUUAAUAAAAAUGAUUAUGAUGAUAUCAGUAUACAAGCACAAUAUAUUUUAAAUUUUUGGAAAGAUUGUGGAAAAUCAGAUAUAUGGAGAAAUAUUUAUAGUGCAAUUGAUGAUUUAGACUAUAAUAGAUUAAUUCAAGAGCUUGAAAAGUUAUUUUAG